AUGGAAAGCCGGCUUUCGGAGCUUCGCCUGAACAACGAGCAAGAUCUACUGAAAGAGGUCAAACUUGCAGAGUUGGAACAGUCUGUCCAAGAUGCAAUUCGCGUGACUAGAGAACUAGGAUUUAUUUAUCUCUGGGUGGAUAGACUGUGCAUCAUCCAAAACUGUCCCGAAGACAAAAGGAGAGAAAUUUCCAAAAUGGCGACAACGUACAAGAAUGCUUCGAUCACGUUGGCUGCUGGGACUGCGACAAGAGCAUGUGAAGGAUUCUUAGCAAGCCUGCCGGAUAAGAGUCCUACGUAUCUGCCAGAGCAUAAGUUUGAAAUACCGAUGAAUGAAGGUCGUAUUGGGACUGUUUAUUUGUCGGGAAGCCCAUAUCAGCCUGAUCAUCCUCUCGACAAAAGGGGCUGGACUCUUCAGGAGUAUAUGCUGUCGUCCCGAAUGCUCAUUUUCUCAGACUAUCAACUUCUUUGGCAGUGCCAAGAGACCGAGCUGCAGAGUGUUACUGGAAAUAAUGCGGGUUUAGAAUAUCAGCAGCAUCUUGAGUCAUUACCGUGGGCCUCCUUCGACGAUGAGGGUGAGCCGUCCUAUGGAACACAUGAUUCGGAGAAACUCUACCUUUGGAAGACUAUCAUUAUUCAGUACACGCGAAGAGAACUGAAGGAUCCUGAAGAUAGACUGCCAGCGGUCACGGGUAUCACAACUGAAUUACAAAAGGUUUGGCGAGACUCGCAUAUCUACAGCCACUGGCAGCGAUGGUUCAUCCAACUUCUAGCGUGGUACAAGUCAGAUAACGAUAGAGUAGGAGAAAGACACCUCAAAAGAGCUCCCAGCUGGUCCUGGGUUUCAGUCGAUGGCGGAAUUCGGUACGAAGAUCCGAUAGAGGUGGAAGACGCCAAGGUCGAGAUCUUGACAGCAGCCAAGGUCAGGUUGUCUUGCAGAAUACUUCAAUUCAGCGAUAUGGACCUUACUAAGCGGUGGACGCUGUCUACGAUGCUGGAUCUUGUGGAGUCAGCUUCAGAUCUAGAAUUCGCCGGGGGGGAAUGCGAGUAUCUUCUCCUGGGUAAAUCCAGCAGCUAUCAUGAAGAAACCGGAGUGGCUUUAAUGAUACUCAAAACGUCUAGUGGAAGUUACAGGAGAGUCGGUUUAGCCCUGUUCGAAGAUAUGACAGUUUGGACUAGCGUCAAGUUUCAGAGUGUUGAUUUGGAGCCGAAGGAAAAGUAG
Molecule: messenger RNA, 1221 nt
Organism: Fusarium odoratissimum NRRL 54006
Lineage: Eukaryota; Fungi; Ascomycota; Sordariomycetes; Hypocreales; Nectriaceae
Exons: 1
Coding region: 1-1221 (406 amino acids)
Source: RefSeq, a predicted model, not a curated record